Cladophialophora immunda is the source of this 1018-nucleotide messenger RNA. RefSeq lists its product as uncharacterized. The coding region runs from base 98 to 973 and encodes 291 amino acids. NCBI's taxonomy places the organism in Eukaryota, Fungi, Ascomycota, Eurotiomycetes, Chaetothyriales, Herpotrichiellaceae. The record is from RefSeq and is a predicted model, not a curated record. The transcript is spliced from 3 exons.
CGAAUCUCCUCGUACGAAAAUACUAAAAUCUAAACACACCAUCCCUCUUGCUCGGAUGUCGCCGAGUGAAACUUUGAGAAUUAAAGUCUAACGCAAGAUGAAGACCCUGCUCUUACACGCACUUGCAUGGCUCGUUCAGCACACAUCCGCUCAACAGAGCAUCUCGCAACAGCUCUCCUCCAUCCAAUCGCUCUGCCCCAGCAUCAGCUUCACGGGUUGCAGCUAUCUACUGAAUCAAGACAACAUCUGCAAUGCACUCCCGGCCACAGCUACUUCCCAAUUAAUCACCUGCUAUUGUACACAAGAUGUGUUUGAUUCCUUCACAGACUGUGAAAGCGAAAUCCGUGAAUGCGGCCGAACCGACGACGAGGACAGCUACUACGAGGCAUUGAAGACAGCAUGGCUUUCCGCUUGCAGCCCAUACCUCUCAUUCACCGCCACCACCCCCAUUCUGUCCACCUACACGCCGUAUCCUGGUCAAUUAUACUGCAACAGCGUCAAUUCUGCCUGUGCCCGCUGGGAGAUCUCAACGAAAUCUUGCGACACGAACUACCCAACGCCAGCUCAAUCCACGUCGUGCGCCUGCCAGGCCAGCAUUCUGAGCUUGGCGAGUGCAUGUCAGAUCGGUGGGGCAUUGUGCGUCGGUACGCCCGUGACGUCCAGCACACUCUGGUCAAAUAUCGUUUGCAGCGCCAUUACCGCCCCCAUAACCGACUUCUCCCCGUUGGCGGUGUCUUCAACGAGUGUCGCCUCUUCCACGAGCGCUGUCGUUACAUCAACAGGAGGGAGCAGUUUUAGUGAAACAACUCCGCCAAAUACACCACCGCCUCCUACGACUACUACUGCUACUGCCACUGCCAAUUCUCCCGUUUCAGCUACUCAUACCAUUUCGUCCGCCAUCAAAGGGAAGCUUGUUUUGUCUGCUUUCACCGUUAUUGGGAUCAGUCUUUCACUAGCUUACUACUUCACAUAAGAUACGCAGUCCUGAGGAAUCACAUCUUGCCAAUCUGAAAUUUAA